AUGCCGCAGGGGGAGUGGGAGGGGGAGCACUGGUGGUACCACGACGAGAUCACGAACGGGUUUCACAUGGCGGUCACCAUCGGAGGGGAUACGUACGGCUUCUGGGACCUCGGCAUCAUCGGCGCCGCGGGCAACACGGAGUACGUGGCGGCGUACAAGGGGGACAGGUGCCUGUUCUACGAGGAGAAGGUGCAGCCCGGAUCGACGCCGUUUGACGAGGACGUCACCUGCCGGGGGUCGGCGUGGGCCGGCAACGUGACCCUCAAGGAACAAGUCGAGUUCGGGUACGGUACGAAGGCCGAGCGUUGGGCGGGGACCAUCGUCGACGAUGAGGACACCGGGUACGGGGGGCUGCCGCCAGGAACAGAGUCACUGGUGGAUCUACAGCGCAACCCGGACGACCAGAGCGAAGUUCGGCUCUUGUACCACCGCGUCGUGGCGCCGACGAACGGCGUGCUUGGGUGGGCAAGCGGCGAUUCCCUCUCGUUCGACUUGGUGUUCACGAACCUGGACAUGAUGGCCGCCAACGACGUGCUGGACUUGGUCAAAGUGCCGAGCAUCUGCGAGGUCAUGGCAGGGGAGUUCCACGACCAGCAGGCCCGCGGUAACGCGGGCGGGGCGGUGGGCAGAGGAGGAGGCAGGGAACGAAGCAGGAGAGCGCUGCUCCCGUCGCCAGAAGAGACGACGAGAAGUCGGACACCGGCGUCAACAAGCUCGCUCUAUCUUCCUUCCCGUGGAAACGAGCACACCGAGACGGGAAGGGAGGAGUCCUGGCCGCCGUCCCCCCGAGCUGCGGUUGCAGAAGAAGAAGAGCGUUCCGAGAAGAUGCACCACCCCUCCGUGCCGCUCCGAACGCCGGCCGGGAGAAGGCGCGAGGAGGAGAACAGAAUAGUAGCAAAUGGUGACAUCGCUGACGGAAGGCGAGGAGGUAUCGGCGCCGUGGGCAUCGGGAGCGAGGGCUACCGCAACCCCGGCGACGUCGGCGGCGGCGGCGGCAGCCGGGGGGGGUUGAGGGGGCUGCUGGCAGCUGUGGAGCAGCAAAAGGAGCAGCAAAAGGAGGAGGAGGAGGAGGAGGAGGAGGAGGAGGAGGAGGAGGAGGGGCGAGAGGCAGAAGAAGGCAGAGGAAGAAGUUUUGUCAGCGGCGAUGACGGUGGUGAUGAUGCUUGGUUGACGUCCCCGGGUGAUGUCCCCGCGGGCGAGAGCGAUGCCUCUGGCGAAAGAAGGGGCAGGGGAGGGGAAGGACGCCCAGAGUCGGAGGAGGCGGCGACCGCGGGGUUGCUCCCUAUCCACCUGCUGCUUAGGAGCCUCGGGCGUCAGGGCUACCGGCGGCGGGGUUGAUGGCGACGGCCAUUGAUCGCUGAUCCGUCGAUCGUAUGCUGCUUGAAUUGUCACUCGACUCUGAAUAGGUUGGUAGGCAGGUUGGAGGCUGAAUUUUGACCGUUCUUCCUGGAGGGCCAGACCCAACAGACUCGUAAGCCGACCUCUUUUUUCUUGUCGUGGUGGUGGGUUUGACUGAUUGGACGGCAGCUUCGGUGCAUCGGAUGGGUUCCCUUCCCCUUCCUCAGCAGCCUUCGCAGGCUUCUUGUAUUCAGCAAGCAUGUUAGAUAAAGCAUGCAAUCAAUCGGAGAAGUUGGGUUAUGGUUGGAGUUAGGGAAUAUAGGGUCUGCGUACCCCCUCCCUGUUCUGUUUCCUCGUGAACUUAAUCAAUCGCGCGAAGGCGGUCUUCCUUCCUCCGCGGUAGCCUUGAGAGAGGGCUGCGUACACGCAUAUGCUACGUCCGGCACGUGC
Messenger RNA from Ectocarpus siliculosus, 1788 nucleotides. The record is from the annotation of a GenBank genome assembly. NCBI's taxonomy places the organism in Eukaryota, Phaeophyceae, Ectocarpales, Ectocarpaceae.